Messenger RNA from Rosa rugosa (rugosa rose), 4418 nucleotides. RefSeq names its product pentatricopeptide repeat-containing protein At5g14770, mitochondrial. The transcript is spliced from 3 exons. The record is from RefSeq and is a predicted model, not a curated record. Lineage: Eukaryota; Viridiplantae; Streptophyta; Magnoliopsida; Rosales; Rosaceae. Gene Ontology annotation, molecular function: protein binding. The coding region runs from base 58 to 3093 and encodes 1011 amino acids.
CAUAGCCAUUCCCUUCAUUCAUUCAGGAAAAGGAAAAGGGGCAGAGAGCCAAAUGAUAUGAAUAUGAUGCGCCAGCGUCUGAAGAAGCAAGCCAAGACUAGUCUACUUUUCCUGGCUCGAUCUUUGAGUUCCUCCUCGUCCCACUCAUUUGGCUUUGCUCCCCAAAACUACUACUCCAUCCCACCAUCCAAGACUCACCUCUAUUCAUCCUUCUUUUGCACCCUUAUACACCUCUACUUGGCCUGCGGCAGAUUCUCCGAUGCUUCCCACGCCUUCUUCUCUAUGCGAAGUCAUGGCCUCGUUCCUGUUCUGCCUCUUUGGAAUCGGCUUCUUCACCAUUUCAGUGCCUCUGGUUUGUCUUCUCAGGUAUCCCUUCUCUACUCUGAGAUGCUCUCCUGUGGGGUUGUGCCUAGUGUUUUCACCCGCAACAUAUUGAUUCACUCUUUCUGCAAAGUCGGAAACUUGAGUCUGGCACUGCAUUUCUUAAGAAAUACUCAAAUUGAUACUGUUUCCUAUAACACUCUCAUUUGGGGCUUCUCCCAACAAGGAAUGCCUUAUCAAGCUUUUGGAUUUUUGUCUCAAAUGCUGCGGAGGGCUAUAUCCAUAGAUUCUUAUACUUGCAAUUUACUAGUUAACGGGUUUUGCCGAAUUGGCCUAGUAGAGUAUGCAGAAUGGGUUAUGGAUAAUUUGGUCAGUGGUGGAAUUACUCAGGAUGUUGUAGGUUUUAACACCUUGAUUGCUGGAUAUUGCAAAGCUGGACAAGUUAGCCGUGCACUCGAGUUAAUUGAGAGAAUGGAGAGGGAUGGUCUUCUUCCUGAUACUGUUACUCUUGUUCAUGGGUUUUGUCACGUGGGGGAUUUUGUAAAUGCCAAGAGUACAAUACAUAACAUUUUGACAUCUCAAGGAAACCAAGAUGGCCCUCAUAAUGAGAACUGGACUGGCAGUAUGAAUUUUAGACCAAAUGUUAUAACUCUCACCACUCUCAUUAGCGCUUACAGUAAGCAUCAAGGACUUGAAGAGGCUCUUUCUCUGUAUGAGGAAAUGGUUAUGAAUGGCAUUUUCCCGGAUGUUGUUACUUAUAGCUCCAUUAUAUAUGGUCUUUGCAAGCAUGGGAGGCUGUCAGAAGCCAAACUGCUCUUAAGGGAGAUGGAGAAAAUGGGUGUAAAUCCUAAUAAUGUCUCCUUCACUACCCUCGUGGAUUCUUUGUUUAAGGCAGGCUCUUCUAGGGAAGCUCUCAUCCUUCAAGGCCAAAUGGUGGUUCGCGGCCUAGUUUUUGAUUUAGUAAUUUGCACUGCUUUAAUGGCUGGACUGUUUAAAGUUGGAAAAGUCGGCGAGGCUAAGGACCUGUUUCGAACAAUUUCAAAGCUCAGCUUUGUUCCAAACUGUAUCACCUAUUCUGCUUUGAUAAAUGGGCAUUGCAAUUCAGGAGACAUGGGCGGUGCAGAAGCAAUACUCAGAGAAAUGGAAGAUAAACAUGUUUUCCCCAAUAUUAUCACUUAUUCUUCUCUCAUAAAGGGUUAUAUGAAGAAAGGAAUGAUUGGUGAUGCUAUUGGUUUAUUGAGGAAGAUGGUGCAAAAAAAUGUAUUGCCAAAUGUUUUUGUGUAUGCAAUACUAAUUGAUGGGUGUUUUAAGGCAGGUAAACAAGAAUUUGCCCUUGAUCUCUACAAUGAAAUGAAAAUUAGAGGAUUGGAGGACAACAGUUUCAUAUUUGAUGCUUUUGUGAACAACAUGAAAAAGUGCAGAAGGAUGGAACAAGCUGAGGGAUUAAUUAUGGAUAUGACUUCUGAGGGCUUGUUUCUUGACCGUGUUAACUACACAUCUCUGAUGGAUGGCUUCUUUAAAGUGGGAAAAGAGUCAAUUGCUCUUAACUUGUUCCAAGAAAUGGCGGAGAAAAAUAUAGGGUUUGAUGUUGUUUCAUACAAUGUCUUGAUAAAUGGUCUGUUGCGGCUUGGGAAAUAUGAAGUCAAAUCUGUCUAUACUGGAAUGAGAGAGUUGGGAGUGGCUCCCGACUGUGUCACGUACAAUACCCUGAUUAUUGCAUUCUGCAGAGAGGGUGACACUGAAAAUGCUUUUGAACUUUGGAAUGAGAUGAAGGGUCAAGGGUUCAUUUUAAAUUCAUUCACUUGUAACAUUCUGAUAGGAGGGCUUUGUGAAGAAGAUAAGAUUGAAAAAGCAAUGGAUGUCUUAAAUGAAAUGGUGGCUGUGGGUUCUCUCCCUACCUCAGUUACUCAUAGGCUUCUGCUUGAUGCUUCUUCAAAGAGUAGAAGAGCUGAUCCAAUUUUGCAAAUGCAUCAGAAGCUUGUAAGUAUGGGGCUUGACCUCAAUCAUGAUGUUUAUAAUAAUCUCAUCACUAUCUUAUGUAGGCUGGGAAUGACCAGGAAGGCCACUACAGUAUUAGAAGAGAUGACUGGAAGAGGAUUUUUAGCUGAUACUAUUACUUACAAUGCCCUUAUACGUGGAUAUGGUAUGAGCAGCCAUCUAAAAAGGGCUUUUGCUACACACUCAAAGAUGCUGGCUGAGGGAGUUUCUCCAAAUAUUGAAACGUACAAUAUUCUUUUAGGGGUCCUUUCAGGUGCUGGAUUGAUGACAAAGGCAGAUGAAUUAUUUAGUGAAAUGAAGAAUAGAGGCUUUCUUCCUAAUGCUUCCACAUAUGAUAUAUUGGUUUCCGGCUAUGGUAAGAUUGGAAAUAAGAAGGAAGCCAUAAGGCGUUAUUGUGAAAUGGUAAGCAAAAGUUUUGUUCCCAAUACUGGCACCUACAAUGUGCUUAUUAGUGAUUUUGCUAAGGUGGGAAAGAUGAGCCAAGCUAGGGAGCUUAUGAAUGAGAUGCAGGCAAGGGGUGCCUGUCCUAAUUCUUCAACAUACAGCAUACUAAUCUGUGGCUGGUGUAAGCUAUCAAAGCAGCCAGAGGUGGAGAAGAAGUUGCGAAAGUCAUACCGAGCUGAGGCAAAGAGAUUAUUAGCCGAGAUGAAUGAGAAAGGGUAUGUUCCAGGUGGAAGUACCCUUUCAUCUAUCAGUUCUACCUUUGCUAGACCAGGAAAGAAGGCUGAUGCUCAGAGGCUAUUAAAGGAACUGUACAUCAACAAGAACAUAUGAUACAUGGGCUCUAAAGAAAGAAAACAAGAAAUACCCAUCCUGGGAUAACAUCUUUUCAAUCAAUUCUAUGGCUAGUCCAAUUCUUCAAUUGGAAAACGAGUCCUGAAAUGCUAUGAUAUGCAUUCCCCAUGGAGUGCUAUUGAUGUACUGUUAACAUUUAGCCUCAGUGGCAAAGACUCGACAUGAUGCAUUCGAUGUGUUCAAUUGAAGAAGCUGAUGAAUUCUCGUGCAGUCAUGACAUACACUUCUGUGCAAACUGCUGGUGAUGAGGCAAUUUUGGGAACGAAAUGAUAUUAAAGGUGCUAUCAGUGCUAUCAGAAAGUCAUGCCUGUUACUUUUAUUAUCUUUAAGAAAGAAUGAACUUUAGUAAUAGGACUAGGCUCGCAUAGUAUGGACUAUGGAGCAAUUUGAAUUCCAGUUCUAACAAUAUCCAUCUCUUGCGGGCUUUCUGCUUUCUACGACAGCUGCACCAUAGAUGUUUUGCAGGAAGUGUUAGUAGUUUGAGAUAAUAAAUGUUGUGGAGUCUGAGAAAUAAGGAGUUUAAUGAUUGAGAGAAAGUGUAAUAUGCUGAGAUCGUGCAGGCGCCAAGUUGUGACAUAAAGGCAAGGAAAUCUCCAAGUCGAUAUUAAUGGUUCGUUAGAUAUAGUGAAGUCCAGCAAAGUCAAUUGUUUGGGUGUUAUAGUGAGGGUGGUGAGAGCAAGAUAGUGGUGGUUUGGGUGGGGGUGGUAGUAGCAACACAGUGACGGUUGAUUCUGGGCAGUGAUUGCAGGAGUAUGUUGGUGGUGGUGGGUGUUGGAUGGUGGCAGCAACAAUGAAGGUUGUGGUGAUCAAGGGUUCUGAGGAUGGUGGACGAUGUCAACGUUGUGGUUGCAUUGGUGGUGUGUUGAUGGCAGUGAUGGUGGCUGAGGCAAUGACAUUGAUAACGGUUGAAUUGUGGCGGUAAUAAUGGUGUUGGCAGCGAUGGUAUUAGGUGAUGGUGGUAGUGGAAGUUGGAGUUGGGGCUGCAAUUGCUCCGACUUAGUAGGGUUGGGGAUAGUCAAUUGUUGGAGUGAUGUGGGCGGCGGCGGCGGCGGCGACAAUGAAGACUGGUUGUGGUGGGUGGUGUUUCAUUUUUAUUUUGUUUUUUUAUGUAGAACUAUCAGUGUUUUUUUUUUUUUCUGAAACUAUCACUUAUUUUGGUAAAACUUAAGGUUGUAAAUUUAUGAUUUUUGUUUUUUGGGGGAAGAAUAGUUCAUUUUUAGUUGAUAUCCAAACACUAAACUUCAUAUCAUUUACUUUGAUUUUUCCCUUUAAUGCAUAAAUAAACUUUUUCCUUUUUUUUUUUA